Messenger RNA from Oryza brachyantha (malo sina), 984 nucleotides. RefSeq names its product RING-H2 finger protein ATL80-like. Bases 144 to 692 code for a protein of 182 amino acids. The record is from RefSeq and is a predicted model, not a curated record. NCBI's taxonomy places the organism in Eukaryota, Viridiplantae, Streptophyta, Magnoliopsida, Poales, Poaceae. The transcript has a single exon.
ACCAACCCCUUCCUACACUACCACACACGCCUCUCGCGCUGCCCAAAUCGCCUAUAUCUCUCUCUCCCACACUGCUCAAGCAGCUAGCACAGCACACUCGAUCGAUCACGCCAUUUCUUCGAUCCUACCAGGCGUCGGCUGCCAUGGCGAGAAUGCUCCUUGAGGCGGCCUCCGGCUCGGUGGAGGACUCCCUCAACUCGGACCUGAUCGUCAUCCUCGCCGGCUUGCUCUGCGCGCUCGUCUGCGUCCUCGGCCUCGGCCUCGUCGCCCGGUGCGCGUGCUCGCGGCGCUGGGCACGGGGCGCCGGGACAGCGCCCGGCUCCGCCGCCGCCAACGCCGCCGCGGCGAACAAGGGCGUCAAGAAGGAGGUGCUCCGCUCGCUGCCGACCAUCACCUACAUCACCGACGGGGAGGCGGAGGAGUGCGCCAUCUGCCUCGUGGAGUUCGAGGACGGCGAGACCGUGCGCGUGCUGCCGCAGUGCGACCACCGCUUCCACGCCGCCUGCAUCGACACGUGGCUGCGCGCGCACUCGUCGUGCCCGUCGUGCCGCCGCGUGCUGGUCGCCACCGAGAUGCCCCCCGGCGAGCGGUGCGGCCGCUGCGGCGCGCGCUCCGGCGGCAUCAGGGCGCUCUGGAGCUGGAAGGCGCCGGCGGCCUGCGACGCCGAGGGGCCAGCGUCGUUCUUGGCGUAGUGGCUUGCGCACUAACUCUGGCCUGAACCAAGAGACAGAGAGCGAGAAAAAAAGAAUUCAUUAUUAGACAUUAACCAAUGUGCAAACUUAUAUUGGUUAAGCUCUAUUGAUUUCUUUUCUUCCCCUUUUCCUGGUUUUCAUCUAGCCAUAGGCUUAAUUAUUUUUUAGAUUUGGCCUGUGAGUACCAAUCAGUAGAGUAGUAACUUAGCUAGCAAUAGUGAGCAUUUGGUAGGGUCAGUUACCAGGAUGUAAGCACCGAUUUGAUGGGGAAAUGUGUGGUCAUUGUAACUUA